AUGUGGCCUUCUCUGAGCCAUACCCUCUUCCCACCCCCUACUGCGUCCUGGCUCCAGACAGUCUCCUGGGACCCACAGGCCCAGGGCUGGGGGGCCUGGAGCAGGACAGAGAAGACCCUUAAGGAGCCAGAAGACGGGAGUGGGACAGAGAGUAAUGAGGGAGCUGAAAAAGACAAAGAUGCAGGCUUCCUGCUCUCCCUGCUGGAGCCAGAGACCCUGACUGAGUGUGCGGCACCUGACCAGGAGCUGGAGGCCAUUAAAUUGAAGCUAUGGGCCAUGGAGAAUGCCAAGCCACCUGAUGUGCAGGGCGAUGCUGGGGAGGAAGAGGGAGCAGAGGCCAAACAGCUGCUGAGCUCCACGGCCAUGGGCUGCUCCUUCCCUGACACCCCCAAAGAGAAAGUGGAAACCGACCACAGAUCCAUCUACGUGGGCAAUGUGGACUAUGGGGGCUCGGCUGCGGAGCUGGAGGCCUACUUCAGCCCCUGCGGGGAGAUUCAGAGGGUCACCAUCCUGUGCGACAAAUUCUCCGGACACCCCAAGGGCUAUGCCUACAUCGAGUUUGCCUCCCCGAGCUCUGCCCAGGUGGCUGUGAAGCUGGAUGAGAGCGUGUUCCGAGGCCGGGUCAUCAAGGUGCUUCCCAAGAGGACAAACUUCCCAGGAAUCAGCUCCACGGACCGAGGUGGGCUACGGGCGCACACAGGCAGCAGGGCGACCCCCUUCCUGCACAGCAGCCUCCAGCGCAGACCCUGGUUCAGAUCUCGUGGGCAGAGUAGUAGGGGCCGCGGACGAUUCUCACCAUGGUUCUCACCAUAUUGA
Molecule: messenger RNA, 816 nt
Organism: Jaculus jaculus (lesser Egyptian jerboa)
Lineage: Eukaryota; Metazoa; Chordata; Mammalia; Rodentia; Dipodidae
Gene: Pabpn1l
Product: PABPN1 like, cytoplasmic
Exons: 7
Coding region: 1-816 (271 amino acids)
Molecular function (GO): RNA binding
Source: RefSeq, a predicted model, not a curated record